ACUUCAAUUCAUUCUUCCAUAACCAUUUCAACUGACCGGAGGAAACAUCACCGGCGAAAUGGACGAAUCGUGGCGCAAGAAGAUGGGUUUAAACCUUGAUCCUUUCUUCUCCAUUGCUCGCAAAUCCAUGGACGCUCGCAUCGACGCUGAAGACUUCUCCGAUGUCUUCGGCGGUCCGCCACGCAGCGUCCUCACUCGCAAAUUCUCCGGCGACUUUUCCCGUUCCGACUGUUUCUACGACGAGAUUUUCCUUCCCCCGGGGAUUCGCUCCGGCGGUACUCUCCCGUCCUCUAAAUCUCACGGCAGAAACUUGCCGGCGUUUAGGAUCCCGUCCGGCGGAGAGGGGUUUUACGACGGCGUGUUCGGCGGAGAGGGAUCCCAGAAGCAGAGCGCGGUUGCGAAAUCUAAAUCUAGGUCGAAAUCCUCGUCGGUGCUCACUUCCGAGGAGGUUAGUCCUCGUUAUCAGCCGGCGGCGGCGGGUCCCGGCGAUGAAGCCGGGUUUUCUUCUUUUACCUCUAGACUCAGACCGUUAAACGUCCCGUCGAGAAGUCAUAAGCGGGAAUCAAAGAAACAGAGUUUCCAAGCGUUUCCAACAUCCGACGACUCAUUUUCCGGCCAUGCGAACACACCGGAAAAAUCCGAUUUUUAUUACAAAAAACCACACUUCGGCGGAUCAAGAAGAUCCUCGCCGGAGACGAUGAGCUUGGAUCCAUUUUCCUUCAGGAGAAUGGAUGAUUUUGGACCGAGCUCUCCUGCGUCUUCCCCUGUUUCUUCUUUCAUCUGCGAAAGUGAGGGGAAACAAAGAAUGACCGAAGAGGAGGAAGAAGAGGAAGAAGAAGAGAUGAGCUCUUACGUGAUCGAAAUAAACUCAAAUCGGUUUGAUCGAGGAAGUGGAGGAGGAGGAGGAGGAGGAAACUCGGAUUCAAACGACAUGGAUGAAGCAAUAGCUUGGGCUAAAGAGAGGUCUCAACGACCAGAAGCAAAGCCAACAGAACAAGACUUGAUUGAUUCUAGAAGAAGCGAAGAAGAAGCCAAAUCAGAAGAAGAGUUGCAGAUGGAGAUGGAGAUUAAAGAUGAAGAAAUAAGAAUCUGGUUAACCGGAAAAGAGACCAACAUUAGACUACUACUCUCAACUUUACAUCACGUUCUAUGGUCAAAUAGCAAUUGGCAUGCGAUUCCUUUGGCAAAUCUUCGAGAUGGGUCACAAGUGAAGAAAGCUUACCAAAAAGCUCGGCUUUGUUUACAUCCUGAUAAACUUCAACAGAGAGGAGGAACUUCACCUCUUCAGAAGUCUGUCGCCAGCAGAGUAUUCUCCAUUCUUCAGGAAGCUUGGGCUGUGUAUGUAACAAAUGAAGGACUCUCAAGCUAAAACCAAAGUCUGCAAAUCAUUUUCCGGUUAAUGAUGUAAGAAGAAUAAGAAAAGGGAAAAGCAGCAGAGUUUUGUUUUCUUAAUGAUUGUAAAAGUCAUAUGAACAUUCCCAUGUGUUGUUGCAUUGUGAAUGUUUUUGUGUACAGAAAACAACAAAAUGUUCCAAAACUACUUUGAAAAACAAACUAAUGCGUAAAAAACGAGUAGAACAUGGAUAAGAAAAUAAUAGAUACAUUGUCACAUAUAUCAAAGACUUUUGUUUUCUUUCUUCGAUAUACAUAUAUUCUUCUUGUUUUUUUCUUUGUGGUUUGAUGUCGUGUAAGAGUGCGAAGAUAGAAUUUACAAUAUUUUUUUGUAGAAAAGCUAUAAAGAACAUUAGUUAGGUUACCAUCUAAUCUUUCUAUCACUCUCCGAGCCAAUUGUCAUAUUGUCUACAGUAGUACAUAGCUUAUUUUUGUUAAAGCAGCCAUAUUUAAAAGAUGUUUUGUGUUUACAAUUAAAAGAUGCUAUGUUUUUGUUUAUUUAAAUUAACUUUCAAAUCUAUUUAAGAUUUACGGAUUUUCAUUAAGUUUAAUGAUCUCAAAAUCUCUAUGAAUUUUAAUAAAUAAUUACAAAUUUGUCCAUCUUCGUUCGGAUUUAUGUCUUUGUAUUUUUAACAUAUAAAUCUUUCUCAGUUUACAAAAAUCUAUUUUAAAAUCUAAUUCAUAAUUUAAUUGAUAUAAUUGAUAACAUCAUAGUUAAACUAGUAUUUUAAAAUCGCUAAAUAAAUAACAAAUGAUUUGACACCAAUAGUUGAUAGUUUUCUAAAUUCAUUAAAAUCCAAGAACCAAUAGACCAUCUUUAAAAUAUUUGGAUGACUUUCAAAUAACAAUAAAUAUCUGUGAUUACUAGAUUGCUAGGAUAUGUAAGGAGAUAUUUCUAAUUGUUGCACUAGAUUCCAUAGAGUUCAGUUUUAAGAAAAUAGUUGUUAGUUUUAAUUAAAAAGUUGAUAUUUCUAUCUUAUAAAGAGUUUAAUUAUCUAUUGUUUCAAAAAUAUGAGUUUUAUUAAAUAUUUGAAAAUUCUUUUCUUCGGAUUUAUGUCUUUGUAUUUUUAACAUAUAAAUCUUUCUAAAUUUAAAAAGUCUAUUUUGUAAUUUAAUUUAUAUGACUGAUAACAUCAUAGUUCAAAAAUAAUAUUUCUAUUUAUAAAGAGUUUAAUUAUCUAUUGUUAAAAAAAUUAUUAAUAAAUAUUUACAAAUUUGUAUGCUUUUCUUCGGAUUUAUGUCUUUGUAUUUUUUAACAUAGAAAUAUUUCUAAAUUAAAAAAGAAAAUUAAAAUCAAUUUCUUAAUUUAAUUUAUAUGAUUGAUAACAUCAUUGUUCAACUAGUAUUAAUUUAAAAAUCACUAAAUAAAUAACAACUGAUUUUGACAGAAAUAAAUAAAAUUGCUGAUACUAUAACAGGUUGUAGAUUUUUAAAUUCAUUAAAAUACAAGAAUCAAUAACCCUCUUAUAAAAUUUUGGAUGACUUUCAAAUAACGAUGAAUAUUUAUAAUUACUAUAUAGUUAAAAUAUGCAAGGAUACAUCUCUAAUUGUUGCACUAGAUUAUAUAGAGUUUUUUUAUAGAGUUUAGUUUUUAAAAAAAAUAGCUGAUAGUUUUUGCCAAAAUUUUGAUUUUUCUAUCUUAUAUGGAGUUUUAUCAUCUACUGUUUCAAAAAGUGAUAAAUAUUUAAAAAUUUAUACGUUUUUCGAAUCUAUGUCUUUAUAUUUUUAACAUAUAAGUCUUUCUAAAUCCAUUUAAAAUUGAUUCGAUAUUUUAUUUUAUUUUGAUAACAUCAUAGUUCAACUAGUAUUAAAAUAACUAAAUAAAUAAAAAAUGGUUUUGACAAAAAAAAUUAAAAAACAUUAAUACUAUAACAUUUUUUAUUUGUAAAUUCAUUAAAAUCCAAGAACCAAUAACCCUCUUUUAAAUAUUUGGAUGAUUUUCAAAUAAUAAUAAAUAUGUAUGAUGACCAGACUGCUAAGAUAUGUAGGAGACAUCACUAAUUGUUGCACUAGAUUUCAUAGAGUUAAGUCAAAAACAAAAUUUUCAUAGUUUUUGUUAAAAAGUUGAUAUUUUAAUUUUAUAGAGAGUUUAAUUAUCUACUGUUUUAAAAAUAAUUUAAUAAAUAUUUGCAAAUUUAUACACUUUUCUUCGGAUUUAUGGCUUUGUAUUUUUGACAUAUAAAUCUUUCUAAAUCUACAAAGAUAUAUUUUAAAAUUGAUUCAUAAUUUAAUUUAUAUGAUUGAUAACUCAUAGUUAAACUAGUAUUUAAAAGUCACUAAAUAUAUAACAAAAUUCUUUGACAAAUAAAAUAAAAUCACUAAUACUGUAACAAUUUUAGAUUUCUAAAUUCAGUAAAAUCCAAGAACCAAUAACCCUCUUUUAAAUUUUAUGACUUUCAAAAACGAUAAAUAUCUAAGAUUACUAGAUGGAUUACAUAUGUAAGGAAGGGGACAUCUCUAACUGUUGCUCUAUAUUUCAAAGAGUUUAGUUAACUAAAGAGUUGAUAUAUCUAUUUUAUAAAGAGUUAAAUUAUCUAAGUGUUUCGGAUUUAUUAUAAUACAAGUCUACGGAAGUAGAAUGCAAAGUUUGUAUGAUGCUGAGAUAUUAGUUUUCCACAAUUCUGAGGAUGAUUCUUCCUUUAAUUCGUCUUUUAUAUAUACAUUUAUGGAUAUGAAUGUGGAUUUGCUCCUAAGGUGACGCUUCAAUUCAUUUUGAAACUCUUUUUGAGUUUGGUAAUUGUCGUCCGAACCUAUCUAUGAACUAUAGUGCAAGAAUUUGAGUUGUCCACGGUUAGCAGCAGUCGUUGGUAUUCAGGUAACUAAGUCUUUCCUGAACACUAACUAAAGCAUUUAUAUAUGCCCAGUGACAGUGACUUUCUCUCUCUGUCUGGUUUGUUACGUACAUUCUCUGUCUCGUAGCUCUUCCUCGAUUUGUUGGUUAAAUUUGUAUAAUAUUUUUUGUGUUACAAUGUCUAUCGAACCUCACUGUCAAAACUCAAAAGUGAAAGCCGAUUGUGUAGAAAUCGAUUCUCAAACCAACCAAAUAUGUAUUCGCACACGCAUAUGCUAUUCACAACAUUCCAAGGAAUCAGUCAAUCAAACAAGAUUUGGUAUUAUAAAAAAAAAGUACUCUCCCCAUUAUGGUUUUCAAACUUUAAGCUUUACUCCACUUCUUUAACGCUUGUAUAACUUCAAAACCCACCCAGUACUAAAGUAAAAUAUUAAACGACCAAAAUCUAUAAUU
Messenger RNA from Brassica rapa (field mustard), 4636 nucleotides. Its product is annotated as auxilin-related protein 1. The record is from RefSeq and is a predicted model, not a curated record. Gene Ontology annotation, cellular component: vesicle; intracellular membrane-bounded organelle; cytoplasm. Gene Ontology annotation, molecular function: clathrin binding. Lineage: Eukaryota; Viridiplantae; Streptophyta; Magnoliopsida; Brassicales; Brassicaceae. Gene Ontology annotation, biological process: clathrin coat disassembly; clathrin-dependent endocytosis.